Corythoichthys intestinalis (scribbled pipefish) is the source of this 3809-nucleotide messenger RNA. It is a transcript of the gene pik3r5, whose product is annotated as phosphoinositide-3-kinase, regulatory subunit 5. Gene Ontology annotation, molecular function: 1-phosphatidylinositol-3-kinase regulator activity. Gene Ontology annotation, biological process: G protein-coupled receptor signaling pathway; positive regulation of MAP kinase activity. Lineage: Eukaryota; Metazoa; Chordata; Actinopteri; Syngnathiformes; Syngnathidae. The record is from RefSeq and is a predicted model, not a curated record. Gene Ontology annotation, cellular component: phosphatidylinositol 3-kinase complex, class IB. The transcript is spliced from 23 exons. Bases 573 to 3014 code for a protein of 813 amino acids.
GAGCGGGAACGUUAGUCGUUAGGAAAGCUUCUCGAAGUUUCCACGUGUUGGCGACGACUGCGGUACAUAUUGAGCCAACGAGAGAAAAGUUAGACGAGCAAAACUAUCCUGGCUGUUUUUUUAUUUUAUUUUAUUUUAUUUUAUUUUUUUUGAUUCACUCGUGGAGAAGAGACUACUUGGUGCGACCUGGACUGAACCCCAACAACGAGUGCCACCAGAGGCGUAGGGGAAAAAUUUACAGAGGAGAACACUGACGUUCCUUGACCACCUACGUUCGUUGAGGGCGGUUUUGCCGGCAGCACCCACGGGAUGGCAAUCGCAUGCUGUGAGGGACACAGGAAGAAAAGGAGAGGCAUAGUUUUCUGGCGACCGGUAAAGGGUGUAGGCCUGUAUGUUGCGCACCCCCACACUGUGACUUCAUUACCGAGCAAGGCAAGUAGGAAAGCAAGAGUGAAGGGGCCACUGGAUGGCACUGAGCAGGAGACCCUUCUCGACUUGGAGGCUUUGGAAUUCUUUUGACGACCUUGCACAGGAUGGACGCUGGACACUAGAUUGGCAGAGCGUGAGGCAACAUGCAGCACACCUCUUGCACCGAGGACAGGAUUCAGCACGCUCUGGACCGAUGCCUGGAUGGACUGAGGCAAAGUCCCACAGCAGCACAUCGCUGGGAUGUGCUGAUGUGCUCCGUUGGCCAGUCAAUGAACCGGUGGAGCCUAGAGGAGCUGGUCAAGAGGGACCCUGACAACUCCAUCAUCCUCUUGCAGCAAAUCCUGAGGAAGACCAAAGAGGUGCAGGAGAGGUGUCAGUAUGAGCUGGUGGCGGCACUUGCCAUCAUGUUCACGUCCACGCUGCUGCAGACACCUUACUGUCCUCCUGACACUGAGCUUCUAGAAAGAGCCACGGAGGUAUUCCGUACCUUCCUCACAUGGCCGGAGCCUUACUGCAGUGUGUGUCGAAACCUGCUCUCCACACUACAGCUGGAGAUGAAGGCUCCAGGGAUUUCCUUUCAGAGACUGGUGCGAGAAGAGCAAGAUCUGAACACCAACUGUCAGUCCUCAAAGACCAUGACGGUGCUGCUUAUGAACCCAAGCGAGGUGCCUUCUGACUUUCUGUCAGUGGCCGAGCAACUCAGUGGCGUUCAGCACUCGGAGAAAGACACCUACAUCACUCUCAUCAAACAUGCCUUCCAGUCCACACUUGGCAACAAGUAUCCCCUCUACAGUAUCCAUGAAACCUUGCAAGCAAAAGGUGUUGUUGAACUGGGUGAGAUGUUCUCCACAAUCAGCGGUGUGUUAGAGACUGCUGCAGCCAUGAGUGACCCUCUGGAGGCACGUGGUCACGUAAUAGAGGAACUAGAGCGGUUAAGGGAAAGGCUGCAUAUCCCUGCAUCCAAUGGAAUGGCAUCUGAUGGAAUGCUACAGACGCUCCCAAUCCCCACAGCCAAGUGUCGCAUGUUCCACUGGGAAAAAGAUAACUUUGAUGUCCUUAAUACCCUGCUGGAGGAUGAGCCGCAGAACUUGUCCACGAAGGAGGAUGACGAUGAGGACAUAGAGGACGAUGAGGGACACGACAGCUUAUCCCUAGUGUCGGAGUCUUACGCUCCGUCGUUCAACUCUGGAGCAGAUAGUGACUUUUUCGAGGACUCCGAUGACUCAGUCAGCUUGCCGAAGACUGCCAAAUCUCCGGCUCGGCUCAGCCAGCACUUGUACCGCCUCCUUCGUAAGCCCAAGAGGUCGAUAAACCGUGCCAAAAGUUUGGGAUACACGGAAUCCAAAGACUUUUCGGUGGUGCGAGAGAUUCGUUCGAAUUCGCUCCCCCACCAUGUGCAACUACGCAGUCCAGAGCCCUCUUCCUGUCACGCGCCGCAGAAUCAGACCGUCAGGCAAGUUUGCUUCAGGAGGAGGCCCAUUCUCAGCAGCGAUGAGGACGAGAACAGCACAACACUGAGAGUGGUGGUGUUCGGUGCGGACCAUGUCGCUGGCAAGGUGGCGCGGGCCUACAACAGCCUGAGGCAAAAAGAAAGUGCUUGCCCUCGUCUUAGCCGGGCCUUCAAAAUACAGUUCUACUUUAUGCCUGUUAAGAGAGACUCAGCAGCGGGGCAAGCUUGUCUUACCUCUUCCAGCCCAAAAGGAGUCAAUGAUGGCAUUAGUCUGAAUGGAGCAGAAAACAGCACCAAUGACAUCGCUCAUCUCCUUGGGAUGUUAGAUCCCUGGUACGAAAGAAACACUCUCAGCCUGCUUAAAUUGCCCCCCAACAUCGUCUGUCAGCAAACAUCCAAAACCGAAUCCGAAUCGUAUGACAGUUCAUAUGAGCAACGGCUCCCCAUCCUCGCUGACCUGGUCCUCUAUUAUUGCCGUUAUGCAGCGCGGCCUGCUCUGAUUCAACUCUAUCAAGCUGAGUUGACAUUUGCCAGUGGAGAGAGACGGACAGAGGUGUUCGUCCAUUCACUUGAGUUGGGUCACACUGCAGGGACAAGAGCCAUCAAGGCAAUGGGCGCUGCCAGCAAACGGUUUGGUAUCGAUGGUGAUCGAGAAGCUGUGCCUCUACAGCUUGACAUGAUGUACGAUAGGGUGGUGAUUAGUGGAAGGAGGCAAUACAAAAGAGAAUCUAAAAUGUGCACUUCAGUCAUCUUGACCAAAGCCUGCAAGAAUCCUGAAGAGCUAGACUCACAGUUGGAGUGCCUACAGCUCAGCAUGACAGAUGUUCUUAAGCGACAGAAUGGGAAAAGCAAGAAGAGCUACAACAUGCACCUCAGUUUGACCGAAGUGAAAGUGGACAAAGUGCAGAUCAGCGGUGCUGCAGACACAACCUUUGCUGUAUGUCUGGACCAGGAUGAGAAGAAGGUACUGCAAGGUGUCAUUAGGUGUGAUGUCUCAGUGUGCUCCAAACCUGACAGCUCCUCAGACUGGAGGCAGCGACGGGCCGAGAUGUCGGCUCAAAUUCAGCCACUGCACCCGAAAUUCUGCUCCCUCCUCUGUCUGCCCAUAGUGACCUUCAGUGGAGCCUUGCCCUGAGCCUGCUGAUAUCUGUCUUCACGGGCUUGGAAGAAAAGAUUGGAUAACAACUCAAAAUCAGCUCUUAUGACUGAGUUCUGAAUCUUUUAAAACAGUAAGGUCAGAGAUAGUAGGAGAAAAUGAAUAUGCACAAAGUGAGUUAACAAUGUGUAAAAUGCACAAAGUAUACAGAUACACGGUGUAGUUCAUUUUCUUGCUUCUUGCGAUAAUGCCACUUAAAUGUCUCGUAUGUUCUGUGGAUUUGGAGAAUUGCCACGAGGGCAUGGGGAUGAAUUCAUAAACUAUUUAUGUAUAAAUAUGAGCAGCAGAGGGCGAUAUUGUCCCAAAUGUUGGGUUUGGUUUAGCUACUAUUUAUGUAUAAAUAUGAGCAGCAGAGGGCGAUAUUGUCCCAAAUGUUGGGUUUGGUUUAGCUACUCAUCCAGAAGUGAUUGAUGAUGUACAGUAUAUUUGUAUGUUUUCAUUCGUUGUGUUAACAUUAGUUUUUUGUUUGUUUGUUUGUUUUAGUUUCUUAAAAAGUAGUGGCUCUAAUGCACGUUUGUUUGUUUGAAACAUUUAUUGGAACUCAAUGUAUGCACUUUCCGUAUGACAGAUGACCAUAUCUAUAUGAGGAAUGUUUGUUCCUUUUAGUGGAGCUGACAUUUCUCAGGCUGAUUUUCCUUUUACAUCAAAACAAGUUCUGAAGCACUAUGAAAAUUUUCAAAGGACUAAUAAGGUACUUUCAAGUUGUGAAACGUGUUUUAUAAAUGCAUUUCAAUUGUUCUCAUAGAAUUUAUGCAUUCUUUAUGAAUUGAAUAC